AUGACACUAGACUAUUCUCUACUGUCUGUCCUCACUUCCCAUGACAUUUGCUCACCUGAAUGGCUUACUCACGGAGAUCUCCUAGAAGCAUUCCUACCGAUUCCUUGGUUCUCCCUGCAAAACGCCGUUUCUUCCCCUUCAAGAUCCCAAACUAGUCGCCAUCAUCAACUGCGCCAUUACAUAAGCACUGCAGACCCGGACAUUAUUUAUGUCGUUGCCAACAAGGUAGUUCACUCGAUCCACGUCAAGUCGCAGAAAUGGGAUACAAUCGAGCGCAUACCGUUCGAGCCCAAGUGCCUUGCGGCAUCCUAUGGCUGGAUUGUUGUUGGGGGAUCUGAUAACGGGGAGUGUGCAUUUAUCAGGCUCCCUGGUCGAGAGUCGCCGGUAUUAAAUGACAUGAGACUGGACACAGCAGACGUGGAUGCUGCAUUGCCCAUCGAGCUGGACUCGGACACACGAACGCUUCCGACAGAGGAUGCCUCGACAGAGCAACAAAGGACUUCUAACAUCUCUAGUAGUCGCAGUGAUCUACCUGACUUCUUCACCAAGGCACUCACUGGCAGCAUUGUAAAUUCCGUCACAAUCCACCGCCUUCCGGGCGAGGACAGCCUAGGAUUUGCCCAUGAGGACCUGGCUAUUUUCAGCAAUAACGACAAAACUGUCAAAAUAUAUUCACUCACGCGAUGCAAAUUAAUCGAAACGAAACAUCACCGCAAAUGCAUGAACUAUGCCGUAAUUUCUCCCGACUCCAGUCUGCUCGCAGCUGUAGGUGACGAGAAUUUCGCAUACUUUUAUCGAAUCACACGUGACCUAACCACGGUUGACUAUGGCGAACGAGGCGAGAGAUUGUCGGGUUGGAAAUGGGAAAAGUGCUGUCGAAUAGAACUGGCUCUUAGCGCCGAUUUAGAUGCAACUUCAGGUUUCGACGAUGGCAGCUGCUUCACUAUCGCCUUUUCACCCUCCAGCCGCUUGUGUGCUAUUGGCUCGCAGUCUGGCAUUAUAAGCAUAUACGACGUAGAAACAAUCUCCAAAUCGAGCGGAGAAGAUUUCGAUGCAAGAUUGACCCUAUUUCGGUCAUCCCAGCCCGACUCCGCUGGUGCAGUACGCAGUAUGGCUUUUUCGCCAGAGCCAUGGGAUCUUUUGGUGUGGGUUGAGGACACCGGAAGGUUCGGAGUCGUUGAUAUUCGUUCAGGUUUCUUCCGCCGACAAGUGGUGAACUUGGACAGGGACGACCCUAAUCUAGAGAAAGUCCGCACCACCUUCAAUUCACCUUUUCUUUCACGUUCUGAAAGUGGUGACAAUGAAUUCGGUAUGAGAGACGAGUCGGACAGCUUCCAAGAAGCGAUUUUAGAUCUGCUAAGCGGGACAUCGUUGAUAGGAUUUAAUGCUGAAACUGACCGAAUCAGUUCAUUGCGCGAAAGUGUUCAGGGUCUCACCGAAAGGGAACGGCAGAUCAUCGAAUAUCUCAACACGGCCCGGUCAUCAUCCGGACGAGAAAGCGAUGCAGGAGACCGGACACCGAGUACAGAUAGUCACUCACGGCAACGGGCCACUGCCUCAUCCCUAGGUGGUACUGGUGCUGCAGCUGCUGACGUCGCUCAUCCCUUAUCUCGUGCUACCUCGCCCUUCCGCUCCACAGAUGCAGCACUCCAUGAGCUCUUCCGCGAGCAUUAUCUUGGGCGAGUUGGUUCCACAGAGCGUAAUUUCGGCCAAAGACGCCGCGCAUCCAUCGUGAUCUCGCAGCCCGGUCAAGUUGCAGGUCCUCUUUCUAACGCUCAAAGCAGCGACGACAAUAAUCCCGCUGCAGCGGAUAUCCAACUUAGGCUUCGAUGGACUACCUCACCCAUGGACAUGCAAGCCGCAGAAAAUUAUUCUCACAGCAAUGAUGCCAGUAUUGAGAAUGAGUUAUCAACCAAUGAAUCGAGUACAGAUAACGGCCAAGGAAAUGCUGGUAUUGGAACCGAGCUUUGGAAUAUGGCAUUUUCUAGAGAAGCGGUUCCAACGGAAGCCUGGCAAUUAUCCCAACGUUCAAGGUCGAUCCCUCGUCGUAUCAUGCGCCCGGGUACCACAACAGAAAACCGGUACGAUGCCCAACGUGCAACAGCAGCGGAAUUGCGAGCCAGUGUAGCCGCAGAACGGCUUCGACGCCAACGGUUGGCAGCCAAUGAUACUCGUUCGCCCAGAUGGAUCAGACAUAUUUUGAGCAACGACCCAGCCGAAAGACAUUUUGGCUAUAUGCCCCAAAACCAAGAUCCUGCAGACACUGCAGGGGUCGGAUGGGGUGCUGAUGGGAGAAGCCUAUAUAUCGGCACAGUCGAAGGAAUAUUUGAAUUCCAAAUCAAUGUGCAGGACCGCAAAAGUUUUCCAGUGUUUUAUAAACCAUGUAGCGAUCGUAUGUCAGUACAUGACGACUCGGACUGUUUCGCAAUGGUGGUGGAUAUUCUGUCCUCAAGGCUGGCUCAGCUCCAGCUCAACGCUGACAAGCUCGACGCAGCAGUCUAUGAUGCACGGCUGAUUGACCAAGAAGAAGGCGUGAUGGACACUCUGCCGUCUCGAAAAAAAGUUCGCCACAAUGAGGAAGACCUGAAAGCGGAGUUGGAGAACGAAUUUCUCACUCCUUCGCCACAAUUCAGCCCGGAUUGGUUAAAUAGGUUGCAAAGGAGAUGGGACGUGUCUAUCGAUUAUCAGGAUAUUUUUGAAAUAGCACCCACCCAGACUCGCACCAUCAUUCGCUUUAAUCGCGAAGGUCUCGAAGGGCGAGUAACGGCCUACCAUGAAGUUACAGUACCAGCCAGUAGCGCCACGGCGAAAAACUCGACAUCUUUGCUCCGCCGUCCAGCAGCCCGAGCUGACUUUGUACGGGGUGCAGCCGGGUUUUUUCCAUUUGCACCGGGCGGUCUAGAUGGAGUUGAGGCGAUUGCUGAAAUGGAAUCGGAGAUGCAGGCCAACGAACAGCAGCGACGCGGCACCAAAAACCAGGGUCUUGAUCGUAUCAUCAAUUUUGGUAGUGAAGGCGGAUUGCUGGAAGUACCGCCGGGAUUCUCUCGAGGACUGCAAAUGAAGAAACCCGAAUCAAAAGAUGCGGAAGAAGAUGACCAAGAAGUGGAGAGGACUUUGGAGCGCGAAGACGAGGGUGUCAAAGUUGACCGCCCUGAAGUGGAUCGAAACGCCGAGGAAUAUAGAGAGGAUGAAGACAAAGUUCCGAGUGAGGAUGAAGAGGAGGAGGAGGAGGAGGAUAUUGAUUCCUUGCUACCAGUAGAAUUCCCGGCCUUUGAGCCUCGGAGUCAGCUGCUGGCAGCGACAGCGAAGAAAGGUGGCCGUGAAUGGGCACAUGUUGUGGAUAUUAACAAAGAAAUAUCAAAUUUCCAUGAUCUGGUUCCCGAUAUGGCGAGGGAAUGGCCAUUCGAGCUGGAUACCUUCCAGAAGGAAGCCGUCUAUCAUCUAGAAAAUGGAGAUUCGGUUUUCGUUGCAGCUCACACUUCUGCAGGAAAGACGGUUGUGGCGGAGUAUGCUAUUGCACUUGCUGCAAAACAUAUGACAAAAGCCAUUUACACGUCACCGAUUAAGGCUCUGAGCAAUCAAAAGUUCAGAGACUUUCGAGAAACAUUUGAUGAUGUCGGCAUUCUAACAGGUGAUGUCCAGAUAUCACCUGAGUCAAGCUGUCUGAUUAUGACUACUGAGAUUUUGCGAAGCAUGCUCUAUCGAGGGGCGGACCUCAUUCGGGAUGUCGAAUUUGUGAUAUUUGAUGAGGUACACUAUGUCAAUGACAUGGAGAGAGGUGUCGUAUGGGAAGAAGUGAUCAUCAUGCUCCCGGAACAUGUUACUUUAAUUCUCUUGUCCGCCACAGUCCCGAACACUUAUGAAUUCGCCUCGUGGGUUGGACGCACGAAAAAGAAGGAUAUAUAUGUCAUUUCCACCCCAAAGCGUCCGGUUCCACUAGAGCAUUACCUUUGGUCUGGUAAGAGCAUGCAUAAGAUUGUCGACUCGAACAAAAAAUUCAUCGAAAAGGGCUGGAAGGAGGCAGAUGAUAUUCUUUCUGGGAGAGAUAAGCUCAAAGCACAGAAAGCUGCGGAGGCACAGGCUCAAUCCCUGGCCAGUAAACGAGGCGCACCACAGGGUCGAGGCCGUGGUGGCCAACAGCAAAUCAAUGCUAGGGGAGGUGGGCCAAGAGGCGGAGGACAAGGACAAGGGCGAGGGAGAGGACAGCCUGCCAACAGAGGAACAGGUAAUAUUGCUCGCACAGGACGGGGAGGAGGAAGGACUACAGCAGCACAAGAUCGAAAUGUGUGGGUUCAUCUUGUGCAGCAUUUACGCAAAGAAAACCUACUCCCUGCUUGCGUUUUCGUAUUCUCCAAAAAGAGAUGUGAAGAGAAUGCCAAUUCCCUCUCAAACCAGGAUUUUUGCACAGCAGCUGAAAAAAGUGCUAUUCAUAUGAUCAUUGAAAAAUCAUUAGUCCGCCUGAAACCUGAAGAUAGGGUUCUUCCUCAGAUUCUCCGACUGCGAGAACUACUAAGCCGAGGAGUCGCUGUACAUCACGGUGGCCUCUUGCCAAUCAUGAAAGAAAUAGUUGAGAUACUUUUUGCUAGGACUUUAGUCAAGGUUCUCUUUGCAACAGAAACAUUCGCUAUGGGAUUGAAUUUACCCACUCGAACAGUGGUAUUUUCUGGGUUCCGCAAACACGACGGCAAGAAUUUUAGAGAUCUCCUACCUGGAGAAUAUACUCAAAUGGCAGGAAGAGCCGGCCGGAGAGGACUGGACACUGUUGGAUACGUGAUUAUCGUUACCAGCGGCAGAGACGAGGCACCACCUGCUGCUGCUUUGCGCCGCAUGAUGCUCGGUGAUCCCACCAAACUAAGGUCCCAAUUCCGUCUAACUUAUAACAUGAUUCUCAACCUUCUGCGUGUCGAAGCUCUCAAAAUAGAAGAGAUGAUCAAGCGGAGCUUCAGUGAAAAUGCGACCCAGGCUCUCUUGCCAGAGCACGAGAAGCAGGUACAGUUAUCCGAAGCCAGUCUUUCGAAGAUAAAACGUGAGCCAUGCAGUUACUGCGACGAUGAUCUUGCGGUUUGCCAUCAAGCGUCUGUCGAAUACGAGAAGCUUACUCGAGAUCUUCAUCUGGGGCUUAUUUCGUCGCCUGUUGGGAAGAGGCUGUUUAUGAUCAAGAGGCUUGUCGUUUAUAGAAAGGAUGGGAUUCGCACGGCGGGAAUCCUUCUUCGCGAAGGCGUCGCUGCCGGUGCAGAGCCGAAUAUCCACGUAUUAGAGAUAGGUGCCGUGAGCGACAAGCGGCAUCCAAGCGAUAUCCUACCCUUUCUACCAACUUUCCGACAUUUCUUCAGAAACCUGCCCACAAAUACCGCCGAGAUGUCCCUGACCAUCACUCAAGUUGCUCUAGGAGAUGUAGAGUGCGUGACGAACACCAUCGUCAAGUUUACGGCGCCGAUAUGGUAUCUGAACAUCAAGAAAGAGGCAAAGAUAUUUGCUGAUAAGCAAUUGUUAAACUACUGUGUGUCAUGGGAGACUUCUAGUUGGGACGAACUCGACUGGGAUCGUGUCAAGGAAUUACAAGUGCGCGAAAUCUUGAACAAGAGACAAUCCCAGGCAGCUAUAGCGCAGAGCUGCCACUGUCUUUCAUGUCCGGACUUUCUCAAACACUUUGAGAUGCAACAUGACGAGUGGCAGGUCAAGGAAAACAUCUCGCAACUGCGUCAGCUCAUGUCGGAUCAGAACCUUCAGUUGCUCCCGGACUACGAGCAGAGGGUUGAAGUUCUCAAAGAGCUUGGUUUUGUAGAUGCCGAAUCGCGGGUUUUAUUGAAGGGCAAAGUCGCUUGCGAGAUACAUUCGGCGGAUGAACUAGUUCUCACCGAACUGAUUCUUGAAAACGUGUUGGCUGAGUACGAACCAGAAGAAAUCGUGGCUCUUCUAUCGGCGUUUGUCUUUCAAGAGAAAACGGAAAACGAGCCGACGCUGACAGCUCGGCUGGAGAAAGGAAAGGAGGCAAUUAUCCGGAUUGCCGAUAAAGUGAACGACUUCCAAAUCCUCCAUCAAGUCAUCCUCUCUAGCGAGGACUCCAACGACUUCACCAGCAAGCCUCGCUUCGGGUUGAUGGAAGUAGUGUACGAGUGGGCGAAAGGCAUGUCCUUCAACCGCAUCACAGAUCUGACAGACGUCAUGGAGGGCACCAUUGUUCGCACCAUUACUCGGCUGGACGAAACGUGCAGAGAGGUCAAGAAUGCGGCGAAGUUGGUGGGCGACCCUACACUGUACCUCAAGAUGCAGCAGGCUCAAGAGAUGAUCAAGCGCGACGUGAUCUUUGCGGCGUCUCUGUAUAUGUAG
This is a messenger RNA of Talaromyces atroroseus, 6330 nucleotides long. RefSeq lists its product as hypothetical. Gene Ontology annotation, cellular component: Ski complex. Gene Ontology annotation, molecular function: nucleic acid binding; protein binding; RNA helicase activity. The transcript is spliced from 12 exons. Gene Ontology annotation, biological process: nuclear-transcribed mRNA catabolic process, 3'-5' exonucleolytic nonsense-mediated decay. The record is from RefSeq and is a predicted model, not a curated record. The coding region runs from base 1 to 6330 and encodes 2109 amino acids. Lineage: Eukaryota; Fungi; Ascomycota; Eurotiomycetes; Eurotiales; Trichocomaceae.